CCUUAAAGUGUGCUAAAAAUUUUAAUAAAAAAUUUGAGUUUAUGCGAAAAAAAAAAAUAAAAAGUUUGGAAGAAAAGCUAAAUUAUUGUUUGCAAUAUUGAAAUAAGAGAAAUAAAUUAACUUGUGGGAGCCUAAUUACCGUUACGCAAUAGUUCACUUGUCUGCUCUUCAAUAUUGACGAGCCAAAAAAUGCUGUUGCGUUUAGUGUCGACAUUGCUUGGCGUGGUGGUCUUAACGGUACUGAUUGGUUACUUACCCAACACAGAGGCUGCCUCGACUCAACGACCUUACGAGUUUGGUUUCUCAAUCGAGAAGCAGCAACAUCGUCAUGAGAAAAAAGAUGAGCGUGGCAUCGUUAUGGGCGAAUUUGGUUUCAUAACCGCUGACGGCAUUUAUCACGUGACAGUCUAUGCAACUGAUGAAGAGGGAAAAUUUCGCAUAUUAGCUAUGCGCAGUUAUCCCUAUGAGGAGAAUCCAAAGACAAUCGAAAUGGUGGUGCGGCCGAAGGCUAAGCCGACUACACCAAAAGCCAUCGCUCCACCUUCACCUGGCACGACAACGGAGCGCGCCAAACCGAAACCUUUCGAAAAACACAAUUUCAGUGUACAAGGUUGUUCCGGCUGUUUUAUUAAAAAUAACGCACCAACAACAACAAAAAAACCAGAAGAUAAAAAAUAUGACAUAAGUCUCCUAUCAAAGCCGCUCGCACCAGAAGGAACACCUGUUAUUGAUUCUGCACCACCUGGUACCACUUUAAAUGUCGGAAAAGCAAAGACCUCAACCACCGGCGCAUAUGCACCACAAGCACCCGGUAAAACCGGCACAAACGCAGUUCCCAAAGCUCCGAGCAAUCAACCCUCUGUCGGCGUUAAGGGUUCAACCAGUAACAUUUCAACCCCUAAUACUCAAAUUACGGUUCCGGCGAUCAAUGCUGGCAACACUGGCGGCGCAAGUACAGGUAUCGGUGGUGCUAGUGGUGGAAGUAGCGGCUUUGGUGGAACCAAUAACUUUGACGGAAAUAGUGGAAGCGGCGCAGCAAAAGGGGCUGUAGGCAGUAAAGCAGGUAGUGUUGCUGGUUCUGGCAGAGGUGCGCCUGGCAGUAAAGCAGGCAACGCUGAAGGUUUUGCUGGCGGUUCUCCUGGAAAUCAAGCUGGCAACGCCGCAGGCUUUGUUGGCGGUUCACCUGGUAGUAAAGCUGCAGGAUUUGGCGGCGGCUCGGCUGGUGGUAAAACUGGCAACGCUGCAGGCUUUGUUAGUGGUCUCGCUGGCAGUAAAUCUGCCGUGGGCGAAGCGGGGGAUUUGUACCGCUUCAAGUAUCUGCUUGACUACAAUGGUCACCGGGAAACCGGCUCGCAUAAUGGCAAUAAGGAAGGGAGCUUCUACGCCAUUGGCGAUGACAAUGUGGAACGCACCAUUGAGUAUAUCGCGAAUGAAUUCGGCUACCAGCCGCGUGUGCGUUUCCGUAAAUUGGACGCACCUGUGCUAGCGAAUGAAAAUACGCUGAAAGAUUAUGAGUUUGUGUGGUUCAAAAAGGCAUAAGCGCCAUAACGAUGAUUUCGCUAAAUAAUUUAUAAUUACAUGUUUUUGUUUAAUUUAUUUAUGCUGAAGUUGCUGUUGCAGCAGCGAUCGUAUGAGCGGAGUGGCACCAGAAAGAGAGUACUCAAUAAAUUUAAUGAAAAAGAUAGCGUAUUUCGAA
This is a messenger RNA of Bactrocera latifrons, 1696 nucleotides long. It is a transcript of the gene l(3)mbn, whose product is annotated as protein lethal(3)malignant blood neoplasm 1. NCBI's taxonomy places the organism in Eukaryota, Metazoa, Arthropoda, Insecta, Diptera, Tephritidae. Gene Ontology annotation, molecular function: structural constituent of chitin-based larval cuticle. Gene Ontology annotation, cellular component: chitin-based extracellular matrix. The record is from RefSeq and is a predicted model, not a curated record.